This is a messenger RNA of Pseudopipra pipra, 2921 nucleotides long. Its product is annotated as transportin-2. The transcript is spliced from 17 exons. Gene Ontology annotation, cellular component: nucleus; cytoplasm. The record is from RefSeq and is a predicted model, not a curated record. Gene Ontology annotation, biological process: protein import into nucleus. The coding region runs from base 83 to 1834 and encodes 583 amino acids. Lineage: Eukaryota; Metazoa; Chordata; Aves; Passeriformes; Pipridae. Gene Ontology annotation, molecular function: protein binding; nuclear import signal receptor activity.
AAAACACCUCAAAUUCAGCCCCAUCUGCAAGGACGUGCUGACAGCUCACCUGGUGCAGCUGAUCCCGAUCCUGGUGCACGGGAUGAGAUACUCGGAGAUCGACAUCAUCCUGCUCAAGGGCGACGUGGAGGAGGACGAGGCGGUGCCGGACAGCGAGCAGGACAUCAAGCCGCGGUUCCACAAGUCGCGCACGGUGACGUUGGCGCACGAGGAGCAGCGGGGGGGGGACGGCGACGGGGACGGCGACGACGAGGACGACGACGAGACCCUGUCGGACUGGAACCUGCGUAAGUGCUCGGCCGCCGCCCUGGACGUCCUGGCCAACGUGUUCCGCGAGGAGCUGCUGCCCCACCUGCUGCCCCUGCUCAAGGAGCUGCUCUUCCACCUCGAGUGGGUGGUCAAGGAGUCGGGGAUCCUGGUCCUGGGGGCCAUCGCCGAAGGCUGCAUGCAGGGCAUGGUGCCCUACCUGCCCGAGCUGGUGCCGCACCUGAUCCGGUGCCUGGCGGACAGGAAGGCGCUGGUGAGGUCCAUCGCCUGCUGGACCCUGAGCCGUUACGCUCACUGGGUGGUGGCGCAGCCCCCCGAGCUCUACCUGAAGCCCCUCAUGACCGAGCUGCUCCAGCGCAUCCUCGACAGCAACAAGCGCGUGCAGGAGGCGGCCUGCAGUGCUUUCGCCACGCUGGAGGAGGAGGCCUGCACGGAGCUGGUGCCCUACCUGAGCUUCAUCCUGGACACGCUGGUCUUCGCCUUCGGGAAGUACCAGCACAAGAACCUGCUCAUCCUCUACGACGCCAUCGGCACCUUGGCCGACUCCGUGGGCCACCACCUCAACCAGCCGGAGUACAUCCAGAAGUUGAUGCCGCCGCUCAUCCAGAAGUGGAACGAGCUCAAGGAUGAGGACAAGGACCUUUUCCCGCUGCUGGAGUGCCUGUCCUCGGUGGCCACGGCCCUGCAGAGCGGGUUCCUGCCCUACUGCGAGCCCGUGUACCAGCGCUGCGUCACCCUGGUCCAGAAAACCCUGGCCCAGGCCAUGAUGUACAACCAGCACCCCGAGCAAUACGAAGCCCCCGACAAGGAUUUCAUGAUCGUGGCCCUGGACCUGCUGAGCGGCCUCGCCGAGGGGCUCGGUGGCCACGUGGAGCAGCUGGUGGCCCGUUCCAACAUCAUGACGCUGCUUUUCCAGUGCAUGCAGGACACGAUGCCCGAGGUGCGGCAAAGCUCCUUCGCCCUCCUGGGCGACCUCACCAAGGCCUGUUUCGUGCACGUCAAGCCCUGUAUCGCUGAAUUCAUGCCCAUCCUGGGCACCAACCUGAACCCCGAGUUCAUCUCCGUCUGCAACAACGCGACCUGGGCCAUCGGGGAGAUCUGCAUGCAGAUGGGAGCAGAAAUGCAACCCUACGUGCAGAUGGUCCUCACCAACCUCGUGGAGAUCAUCAACCGCCCCAACACCCCCAAAACCCUGCUGGAGAACACGGCCAUCACCAUCGGGCGCCUCGGCUUCGUGUGCCCUCAGGAGGUGGCCCCGAUGCUGCAGCAGUUUAUUCGGCCCUGGUGCACGUCGCUCCGGAACAUCCGCGACAACGAGGAGAAGGACUCGGCCUUCCGGGGGAUCUGUGUCAUGAUCGGGGUGAACCCGGGGGGGGUUGUGCAGGAUUUCAUCUUCUUCUGCGACGCCGUCGCGUCCUGGGUGAGCCCCAAGGACGACCUGAGGGACAUGUUUUACAAGAUCCUGCACGGCUUCAAGGCCCAGGUGGGCGAGGAGAACUGGCAGCAGUUUUCGGAGCAGUUCCCCCCCCUCCUCAAGGAGCGACUGGCGGCGUUUUACGGGGUCUGAGCCAGGGGGUGACCCCUCAAACAGGUCGGCGCCAGGACCCCGAAGGGGACGCGGCCGAGGGACCCCGGGGGGGGGCGGGAGUGGGGUCCCCCCCCCCUGCCACGGCCCCCGGGGAGGGUCCCGGGGGGGUCCUGAGAGUGGUGUGACCCCCCCCCCAGGGGAGGAUAAAGGGAGGGGGGCUGCGGGUGGGGCCGCAGGGGGUGGGGUGGGCCCGUGGCAGGGGGGAGCCCUAAAACCUCGUGGGGGGGGCCCUAAAACCCUUGGGAGGGUCAAAAAUCGGGGAUAAAGGGUCCCAAAACCCGGGGAGGGGGCCCUAAAACUUCAGGGGGGGGCUCCAAACCCUGGGGGGGACCCUCAAACCAUUGGGAGGGUCCAAAAAGGGGGGGGGGUCCCUGUUUCCGUUGGGGGGGGGGGCCCAAAACCCUGCUGGGAGAAACAAAAAUCGGGGCUGAAGGGUCCCAAAAUUCUGAGAGGGACUCCCCAAAACCUUGGGGAGGGGUCCCAAAACCCUGGUGGGGGGGUACGCCCCAAACCUUAGGGAGGCCCCAAAACUCUUGGGAGGGUCAAAAAUCGGGGCUGAAGGGUCCAAAAAGGGGGGGGUCCCAGUUUCCCUGGGGGAGGGGGGGCCCAAAAACCCUUGGGAGGGUCAAAAACUGGGGCUGAAGGGUCCCAAAAUCCUGGGAAGGGGGGGGGAACGGGGCCCCAAAAACCCUGGAGGGAGGGGGCAAAAAUCGGGGCUGAAGGGUCCCGUUGAGGUGGGGUCGGUUCCUCUGUGUCCCCCCGCCGUGUUCCCGUGUGUCCCCCCCCCGCAUGGAGCCCCCGCCCCACCCCCCGACACGUCCAUAGCAACACGUGGAGAGCCCCGUGCUUGGGGGGACGGAGGGAGGGGGCGCGGGGGGGGCCGGGCGGCCGCCGUUGUGCUUCGUCGUGAGCGAGUCGGUGCCACGUGUUUGAUUUUGCCCGUUUUGUUCCGUUUUUUACCGUUUACAGGGCGGGGGAGGGGGGGGGGGAGGAGGGGGGAUAUGGGGGGAACGGGGCGAGGUUGUGUCGCGCGGGGCGGCACAAAAAAAGGCCGUUGGUGACCGUG